CUUCACGAGGAGUGCAGGUCAUGGCCGCUUCUGCUGACUCUAAGAUAAACCCUCAAUCAGAGGCGGUGACAUGGACACGGCGGAUCAAGGCCAUUGCGGAGAGGACGAGCGAUGCCAUGGAGCAGCUGGACUUAGAGCGCGGAGUCUGCGUGCCUUUUCGGAAGUAUACUCCCGAAGCAGUUAGAAAUAAAGUUUUGGAGUCUAGAGGGGCGAUACUGUCUCUUAUUGGAAGAGGAGUGGAAAUUGUUUGGAAUUUGGGGUUGUAUUGGUUGACGCUUACGUACGAUUGCCUUGUGGGACGCGACGAGGAAGUGGUGCCAUAUAGGGCUCGUCAGCUCCGCAAUCUUCUUUGCGACUUAGGGCCUUCGUUCAUCAAAGCCGGGCAGGUUUUGGCGAGCAGGCCGGAUAUAAUACGAGAAGAUUACAUGAAUGAACUCUGUAUACUACAGGAUGAUGUUCCACCUUUUCCCAAUCAGAUUGCUUUUCAAAUUAUUGAAGAAGAGUUGGGACAACCUCUUGAAAAGAUUUUUAGCAGGAUUACAUCACAUACUAUAGCUGCGGCAAGUCUAGGCCAGGUCUACAGAGCCACACUUCGAGAGACUGGAGCGGAUGUUGCUAUUAAGGUACAAAGGCCUGGAAUUGAGCCUAUUAUCUAUAGAGAUCUUUUCCUGUUUCGUACUCUGGCCUCUUUUCUUAAUGGUAUCAGUCUUCGGAAGCUUGGCUGCAAUGCUGAGCUUAUAGUUGAUGAGUUUGGUGAAAAGCUUCUUGAAGAACUUGAUUACACACUUGAGGCUCGAAAUAUAGAGGACUUCUUAGAGAAUUUCAAGGAUGAUCCAACUGUCAAAAUUCCUCAAGUUUAUAGGAAGCUUUCAGGUUCACGCGUCCUUGUCAUGGAAUGGAUUGAUGGGAUUCGAUGCACCGAACCCCAGGCAAUCAGAGAAGCAGGUAUUGAUGUAAAUGGAUUUUUGACUGUUGGUGUAAGUGCCGCUUUACGCCAGCUUCUGGAAUUUGGAUUGUUCCAUGGAGAUCCACAUCCCGGAAAUAUUUUUGCAAUGCGUGAUGGCCGUAUAGCUUAUGUAGACUUCGGAAAUGUGGCUGUGCUUAGUCAGCAAAAUAAACAAAUUCUGAUCGAUGCUGUCGUUCAUGCUGUAAAUGAGGACUAUGUUGAGAUGGCAAAUGACUUCACCAGGCUUGGUUUCCUCGCUAGUGGAACAGAUGUUUCUCCUAUUAUUCCCGCAUUAGAAGCGAUCUGGCAAAAUUCAGUUGGAAAAGGAUUGGCUGAUUUUAAUUUUCGCAGUGUUACUGGAAAGUUCAAUCAGCUUGUGUAUCAGUACCCUAUCCGCAUCCCAGAGAGGUUUUCCCUUGUUAUUCGGUCUCUACUAACCCAGGAAGGAAUAUGUUUCACUUUGCAGCCAGAUUUUAAAUUUCUUGAGGUUGCAUAUCCAUAUGUGGCAAAACGUCUUCUAACAGAUCCAAAUCCUGCUCUUCGUGAACGCCUCAUACAGGUAUUAUUUAAAGAUGGAAUGUUCCAAUGGAAAAGGCUUGAAAAUCUGAUAUCCUUGGCAAAGGAAAAUGUGGCUAAGAUGAAUCGAAACCCUGCGUUGCAAGCUAAAAACAUGCAAAGGUCAAAGACUUCACAAUUCCAAAAAAAGUUGGAUCUCACAGACACAAUCAAAGAUGGAGCUAAGAUGUUUCUAAUAGAUGCAGGGAUUCGACGGCAGCUUAUUUUAGCCCUCACAGAAGAUUCCAAGCUUCAUAUUCAAGAGCUUGUGGAUGUAUAUAGAUUGGUGGAAGAUGAUGUAGAUAUACGGUCCGUUGCUUUUGAGGUUCUACAAGACCUCCCUUCAUUUACCCGUGAGUUCUUGCUGUCUUGGAGUGACUCUGUGCUAUCCAAUCGUUGAAGAAGCUUAUCAGGUGAAAACAAACAGCUUUUUUUUUCUUUUAAUAAACUGAAAUGUUGAUUCUUCCAUACCGUUUAAUUAUUUAUUUAUUUAUUAUAUUUUUUUUGUGAUGAUGAGAUCUGCUUUAAGAGAUAUAAUAAGUGGAAGCUUUUGUUUGAUAUGUAAAGUUUUGUAAAGUAUGAAGGAUAUGUUGAAGCCACUGACAUGUAAAGUGCUUAGUUCUUAAACCAUAUCCAUCAUAAUUGCAUUUUGUUGCUCCUUUUCUUACUAAAGAUUUGAGUUUAGUUUUAGUCAUUAAUUUUGUUAAUUUGUCUUAUGGCUUGGGU
Messenger RNA from Phalaenopsis equestris, 2227 nucleotides. RefSeq lists its product as uncharacterized. Gene Ontology annotation, molecular function: ATP binding; protein kinase activity. The transcript has 14 exons. Bases 21 to 1901 code for a protein of 626 amino acids. Gene Ontology annotation, biological process: protein phosphorylation. Lineage: Eukaryota; Viridiplantae; Streptophyta; Magnoliopsida; Asparagales; Orchidaceae. The record is from RefSeq and is a predicted model, not a curated record.